AUGACUGCCCCGUUCGAUAUCAAGAAGAUCGCCGUCAUCGGUGCCGGGCCGACUGGUUUGGCGGCCGCAAGGUACCUUUCAGCGCAGGGAAUCUUUGAGACUGUGGUUGUCUUCGAGCAGCAGGCCGAAGUAGGUGGUGUCUGGAACUACAGCGAGCAUCCAACCACAUCUCUCCAUGUGCCUCAAACCGAUCCAUUCUGUCCGCAAGACCCUCCGCUCCGGUCCAAGCCCGGCGCGCCUCCCGUGUUCCCCACCCCAAUGUACGAGUCACUUCACGCCAACACGGUCAAAACGACAAUGAACUACAAAAAUGCGCCCUUCCCAGAUGACACGUGGGUGUUUCCGUCUCGCCAGUCCAUUUACAAGUACCUGGUGGGGUACGCCAAAGACAUCCGCCACCUCAUCAAGUUCUCCCAUCAAGUCAAGUCGCUGGCCCUCCGACAGGAGAACGGCAGAGAUCAAUGGGACCUCGAUGCAGCUUGCACCAUCAGUGGUCGCAGGUUCACGGACACGUACGAUGCGGUUGUAAUCGCCAAUGGACACUACGACGUCCCUUUCAUUCCUGAAGUGGAGGGUAUCGAGGCAUUCCACAAGGCUCACCCCUCAGCCAUCCUGCACUCCAAGAAUUACCGCGUUCCCAAGCCCUUUACGGGGAAAAAGGUGAUUGUGGUCGGCAACGGACCGUCAGGCCUGGAUAUUGCCCGUCAAAUCAGCCCGGUAGCAGACAGGGUGUAUCUGUCUGUCCGGCACCCGACCCCACCGGACAAGGUCCAUCAUGUUGGCGUGACGGAAGUCCCGCGCAUCGUGGAGUUUGUACCGGGAAAGAGGGCUGUUGUUUUUGAGGGGGGGGAGACGGAGGAAGAUGUCGACGCUGUCAUCUAUUGCACCGGCUUCUUCUUCAGCUUUCCGUUCCUCCCCGAGCUGCUCAAGCCGAAUCUUUUGACAUCUGGCAAAGGGAUCCGAGGCUUGUACCAGCACCUGUUUCUCAUACAGCACCCGACCCUCGCGUUUCCCGGGCUACUCAUCAGGACGGUGCCCUGGCCGGUGGCUGAGAACCAGGCUGCAGCCCUUGGGGCGGUUUGGUCGAACGGGCUGAAGUUACCACCGGUCGAAGACCAGGAGAAGUGGGAGCUCGACCUCUUCAAAAGACGUGGCGACAAGAACAUGCAUGUAUUGCUCGAUAACGGAGAUGAUGGUCGCUACCUCAACUUGCUGCAUGAUUGGGUGGCUCAGUCGACCAAGAAAGGCAAGGAACCUCCUUACUGGCACGACGAGCAGUUUUGGGAGCGGGGGGUCUACUGGCCUAGCAAACAAGAGUUCGAGAAGCGAGGGGGGACUGCGACGACGCUUCGAGAGCUUGGUUUUGUGUAUCCAGGAGUGGGGAAGUGGGUGCACUUGGGGCCGAAGCUGUAG
Messenger RNA from Colletotrichum graminicola M1.001, 1413 nucleotides. Its product is annotated as thiol-specific monooxygenase. Bases 1 to 1413 code for a protein of 470 amino acids. The transcript has a single exon. Gene Ontology annotation, molecular function: N,N-dimethylaniline monooxygenase activity; flavin adenine dinucleotide binding; NADP binding. The record is from RefSeq and is a predicted model, not a curated record. NCBI's taxonomy places the organism in Eukaryota, Fungi, Ascomycota, Sordariomycetes, Glomerellales, Glomerellaceae.